This is a messenger RNA of Phytophthora nicotianae INRA-310, 715 nucleotides long. RefSeq lists its product as hypothetical. The transcript has a single exon. Bases 1 to 573 code for a protein of 190 amino acids. The record is from RefSeq and is a predicted model, not a curated record. Lineage: Eukaryota; Oomycota; Peronosporomycetes; Peronosporales; Peronosporaceae.
AUGAAGAUUGCGUUUGCUGCUGUGUUUGCCUACCUCGUGGCGUUCGUGGUAGCCGACGAACCAUUAACCCGGAACGCCGGCAUGACCUCGGACCAGGCUUUGGCAGGACUUGUCACCAAUACGAUCGACGCAAAGAACAAUAACGUGCUCGUGAGCAAGAGCAACAUCAACCUGUCGAAGAGCGACCGCGCGCAGGUGGCCAAGAUUAUCAAGGAGAUGCUGGCUACUCACCCGGAGGCGAACCAGGUCGCCGCUAACUUGAUGCUCGAGCUACUCGAGCAAGACGGCGGUACCACUAGAGGUACAGUGGCAAGAGUUGCGACUAACCCGGCGGUGAUCUCCCACGCCGUGAAUAUCAUCGCGUCGGCUGCCAGGGGCGACCCAGCGACGGCAGCUGGUCACACGGUUGGUCUUAUCGGCGCGGCAUACCCGGUUGCCAUGGCUCCACCUCCCCGUCCAGUGGCAACCGCCUAUAUUCCUUCGAGAACGUUUACACUGUCACCUUCGGCGCUGGGAAUUCCCCCUCGUCCGCCUCUGCGCGUCUUACCGCCCCCGGUGUCGAAUGAUGAUUAAGCUGGAACGGUGGCCACCCGAAGUUCUCCACCGAGAUUGAAGCCCAAUUUGAUGUUUGCGUUUAUCCUAAUCCUCUGAAUCGAACAACCUUUUAGCAACAGCGAUCGGUUAAACGAAAUAUUUCGACACCAUUUUUCGAGGC